GCGAAUUCCAUCCAAAUCCGGGCCAUGGAUUCCGAUUACGUCGCCGCCGAUCCAAACCCUCACCAAUCUGCCUCUACGCCUGGCGCCGCACCUUCCCAGCUCGCGCAGAUGCGGUCUCUCACCUUGGAGGUCUCCAACGAUGCCGCGGGAGCCGAACAACCAGCUGGCAACAGAUCCCUGCCUGCGGAUUUCUACGAGACAGUGGAUGAGAUCGAGGUCACGAAGAAGGGGUCUCCUUUGGUUCGGAGUCUGGCUGGAUCUGCUUCUUGUGGCGAACCUGAAGACUGGAGGGAGAGAUCGGAAUUGGACGGCGAGGCGCUGCCUAGCCCCAGCAGUAGCGGCUAUGCCGGUGAGCCAGGGAGUAGUGGAGGGUCCAACGGGAUCGAGGAGGAGGCUGACGAUGGAGGAUCAUCGCUGCGGGGUGACUGGAGCCGCGGGAAGAGGCAUUUUGAUGAGGACGAUGCUUCGAUUUCAUGGAGAAACAGAAAGAAGCACUUUUUUAUUCUGAGCCACUCUGGUAAACCAAUAUAUUCUAGGUAUGGAGAUGAGCAUAAAUUAGCAGGGUUUUCAGCAACCUUGCAGGCUAUUAUUUCUUUUGUAGAAAAUGGUGGAGAUUGUAUCAAGUUUGUGAGAGCUGGAAAUCAUCAGGUCAUUUUUCUUGUGAAAGGUCCAAUAUAUUUAGUGUGCAUAAGCUGUACGGAAGAGCCAUACGAGGCUUUGAAAAGACAAUUAGAGCUUAUUUACAGUCAGUUGCUGCUUAUCUUGACAAAGUCUGUCGAUAGAUGUUUUGAGAAGAAUCCAAAGUUUGAUAUGACACCUCUGUUGAGUGGAACAGAUGAAGUUUUCUCAUCUCUGUGUCAUGCCUUCAGCUG
Messenger RNA from Musa acuminata subsp. malaccensis (wild Malaysian banana), 872 nucleotides. NCBI's taxonomy places the organism in Eukaryota, Viridiplantae, Streptophyta, Magnoliopsida, Zingiberales, Musaceae. The record is from RefSeq and is a predicted model, not a curated record.